UCACACUUUUUAUUUUCAGUCUGUGUCACAGGGAUGGUGCUUGGGUGGUGAAUCUUGUGAGAAACAGUGAAUUUAAAUUUAAUAUUUACAGUAAUUAAUCAAUUAUACAUGAUAAAAACAUUUAUUUAGUGAAGAAAUUAUUGUGUGUUUAUUGUUGUGUGAUACUACUAAAUUACUUCAUUAUUGAACAGUACGUCACCAUGCCCCAGCAGUGACGUCCGUUCCGCAACGAUGCCGCGGCGACAAUGAAACACUACUCCAAUGGUCACGCUACAGUCAAUGACUACUUUAUGAUGUACCUGGCGAGAUGGAAGCGCGCCGCUGUCGUCUUGUUGCUUGUAUGGAUCGUCGUCACUUACCUCGUUAUAUCGCCACUCAGAUGCAAUGGGAACCAAGAUGAGUCGUCAGACUUCCAGGAGAGGUUAAAGCGAGUGUCGUCACAAUUGGAGACUCUGAGGUUACAGCAUAGUAAUCUUAUUUCGCAGAUCAAAAAGACAUCGAGUCUCAAUGGUAACUUAAAGGACAUCGACACAGGGUCCCUGUUCCUUGAUGAGGGACAGGGACCAACGGAAGACUACGAGAAUCUCAGAAGGAGGAUAUACUCCAACACGAAGGAGUUAUGGUACUACGUCAACCAUGAGCUGACCAAAGUGCUGCAAGAGGAUAAUAAGGCGGAGAAGAUUCAGACGAUUUUAGACCAAAUUGCUGAAAGGAAAAGAUCGUUGCUCUCUGACCAGCAAGAGUUGCCGAAUCUCGACGGCUACAAAGACUGGCGGAUAGCGGAGGCUGCCAACGUCAGUGACCUGGUGCAGAGGCGGCUGAGACACCUGCAGAACCCACCGGACUGCAAGGAUGCCAGGAAACUUAUAUGCAAUUUAAAUAAGGGUUGCGGCUUCGGUUGCCAGCUCCACCACAUAGUGUACUGCCUGAUCUUCGCGUACGCCACCGAGAGGACCCUGAUCCUCAACUCUAAGGGCUGGCGGUAUAACAACAAGGGCUGGGACUACGUCUUCCAGCCCAUAUCGGAUAGUUGUACCAGCGCGUAUGACGAUAAAGUCGUGCAGUGGCCAGUGACGUAUGACGCUAAAGUGGUAUCCCUACCAUUCAUAGACUCAAUAUCGCAGAAACCUAAGUUUUUACCACUGGCAAUACCUAAGGAUUUAGCGCAUAGGAUAACGCGAUUCAACGGCGAUCCAUCAUCAUGGUGGAUCGGUCAGAUGCUGAAGUACGUGCUGAAGCCGCGGCAGGCGAUGCAGAAGGCCAUUAAUGAUACCAUCGCGAAGAUGAACUUCAAGACGCCUAUUGUUGGUGUCCACAUAAGGCGGACGGAUAAAGUGGGUACGGAGGCAGCGUUCCACCACAUCCACGAGUAUAUGGCCCACGUGAAGGACUACUACGACCAGCUCGAGCUGACGCGGCCCGUCGCCGUCCGCCGCGUAUAUCUCGCCACUGAUGAUGCUAACGUGCUAGAAGACGCCCGCUCGAAGUACCCGGGCUACACGUUCCUGGGCGACGCGUCCAUCGCUAAGACGGCGGCCACGCACCGGCGCUACACGCCGCUGUCGCUGACGGGCCUGCUCGUGGACCUGCACAUGCUGGCCAUGUGCGACUACCUCGUCUGCACCUUCAGUAGUCAGGUGGGUCGCGUGGCCUACGAGAUGAUGCAGACGAACCGCGUGGACGCGUCGGACAGUUUCUUCUCGUUGGACGACAUCUACUACUUCGGCGGACAGAACGCGCACGACCGCAUCGCCGUCAUGCACAAUGAUGGCAACUACCAGGAUAUCGCGUUCCAGGUCGGCGAUCUAAUCGGCAUCGCUGGCAACCAUUGGAAUGGUUACGGUCGAGGGACUAAUAAGAGAACUAACUUGAACGGCCUGAUCCCGUGGUACAAGACGGCUGACCACUUGGUCCUGUACCCUUUCCCGGAAUACAAACAGGUGCCGAUGUACUCUGACACGCGGCAAAAGGACUUAUAGACAACACACACGAUAGUGCUAAAGUAACCUCCCUACCCAUAGACGUAGAUAAACAAUAGAUGACGCAAAUGCACGUACUUUACGUGUCCAAACCCCGACCAAGCGUCGAGGUUGGCCGCCGCUACUCACAGUCCUUGGGCGUUUGUUGUUGUUACCGGACGACCGCGUGAUCUAAAAAAAUGCCUCGUUGCGGGAUAAUUAACUGCAAUAGCCCAAAAAUUUCGAGUACCCAAAGGCAAGAAGCAUACAAGCAGGCAUAUUUCCUAUCACAGGUAAAUUAUUUUAAAGUUAUAUUAUGCGUAAAUCCUGUGGUCAAAAAGUCGACACGCUUUGUUUCAAUACAAAUAGCGAUACCUGUUUCAUCUAUUGUAUGUCUAUAUCUGUGUUCCUACCACUGUAUGCUGAAACGAAACACAAUUUUAACACGUUCUUAAGUUACCUCGGACCUCGCUACACCUAAUGUUUUUAGCCCACGAUAAGAACUUCGUAAUAACUAUCCAAUGAGGUUCUCUCGCGGCACGAAUAGCUAUCUGUCGCUACUUUACCCCUUGAAGUGAUAGAGAUAGUAUAGUGGUUUAAAAUUGUUUAGCGUUUCAAUAUACGGUUAUGUUAAGCCAUAAAACGUAGUUUGGAUGUAGUUAUGUGUUAAAGAACCAAGAUCAGAAUGAAACAAAUUUAUUUUGUUUGGUGAAUCUAUUGAACGGUUUUAGCUAUAUAAAUACUUUAUCAUUUAUUGAUUAAGUUUAAAUUGGUUCUAUUUCAUAUAACUACAUCCAAAUUGUAAUUUUUAAAUGAUCAAGUGUGUUACAUCGUGCCCUUCAGAUAGUUUCAAUCUAAAGUCACAUUCAUAUUUUUACUAGCAAGGUUGCAUUUUGCAUAGCACUAAAUGACAUGUCAAAAUAUCUGUUAUGUUUUCCAAUGUUAACCUUAUCAUUCAGGGAAUAAAGUAGACAGUCGUAUUGCGUUGUAAAAGCAAAGCGAUAUUAAAAUGUUCACAAUGAUUGCAUUCAAAUUCAUAUAUAAUAAUCAGUACCUACUGUCAUUGUAAUAAGAAUUUACUCUGCAAUAGUAUUCCGAUUCACGUUUUCUAUUGUUUUUACUAUGCGAAGCUGGACCAUUGCCGUUUCGCCUUUGAAAUACAGAAUGAAUUUAAAUAAACAAAAACCUAAUAUAUUGUGUAUGAAUAUUAAAUACGUACAUUAAAUAUAACAUCAAAAUCGUUGAAUAAGAAAUAUAUUUUGAAGUGAACGCGGAUUAGAUCUUCAUUAAAUUUGUAAUCUCUACGAUCGUUAAAGUUUACAGCGUGUGUCUUUUACGGGCUUGUUAAUUGUUAACUGCCAAUGAUUAGUGAUUCUUAAACAUGAUUUACCUAUUAAAGCGCGACUUUGAUCCUCGCGUAGGACAAGUAUAUGUGUGUUAUAAUUUGUGCAAUAACUUAGUCAUUGACAUGUUUCGAAAAUGUACAAAACUCAACCGUUAUUAUAGCACGCGAAAAUGAGUCUUAUUUACCACACUUAAGUUUCAAAUUUAAUUACGCGGACUAACAACACAUUAUUUAAAAAAAUGGGCGUAAAUAACAAUGAGUUUCCAAAACUCACCUUGUAUUUGAAUAUAAUAAAUUAAUAGUCAGUGAAUACAUUCCAUAUUAAUUCGUUCCCUAUUAAAUAAUGUACUGAAUAUAACUGCUUCUGUCCAAUGUGGCCUAUUCAAUGUUUUGGCCUUCCACCGCCUCUUAAUGUAAGACGGAGUAAUAGUGGGAAAGAGAUAGCAAGCUACACGGUAUAGAGCGUUGUCUAGCUCCCACAAGUACACUUAUUUUAAAAGGUAGGACGGCUAUGCUUGUGUACUAUUAAUACUGCCUAAAGUCUGUACUGUGACAACAUUGCAAAUGUUCGAACAUUCCGAUAAAUAAUUUACAGCUUAUUUAAAUUAUAUUAACCUCAUUAAAAACCAACUUGAUCGAAUACUUUUGAAUGAAUGAUAAAUUGAAUGAGAAGUAAUUCUCGCGUUAUGAAUGAGUGAAAGACUUUAACUGUUGUAUUUGAAUGAUUAAACAAUGUUGACUAAAUCUGAAAAGGUUUUAUUAAAAAUUAUAUCGUGCGAUAUUCAAAUGAUAUUUUAUGACAUUCUAGUGCUAUUUUUUUUUAUCAACUCAUUUUGAAAGAUAUUAAAUUAGGGAUGAGACCAUAUUAUGAAACGUUAGCUGUUUUAAAUGGUAUAGCUUAACUUUUCCUUAAUGCUACAACACUCAAUAUUGGUAACUAAAACAAAUGAGCUUAUUAAUAUCAUGGUUUGGUCUGACUGCCUUCCUCCACCUCUUAAAGCAAAAUCAUUGCAUUUGUGGAAGGGUGCUACCGAUAUGCACGAUGAAAGCGAGAGAAUGUAGUGCAUUCUCUCGCUUUCAUCGUGCAACUACAGAAUUUACUUUAUGGGAUGGAGGUUGGUCUCGUUAAAGCUGUGUUUCCACCAGACAUGGGCGAUGGAAUCGUGUGAGGAUGUCCGCUAAGCCGUUUCCAUCAGAGCUAUGCUGACCGAUACUAUUCAGACCGAUCGAUGACUGAUUCUUUACAAACACAUCGACACGUCGACUGCACGGAAAGCCGAGUGGUUGAGGUCAUCACGCCAAACCCACUGAG
Molecule: messenger RNA, 4615 nt
Organism: Trichoplusia ni (cabbage looper)
Lineage: Eukaryota; Metazoa; Arthropoda; Insecta; Lepidoptera; Noctuidae
Gene: FucT6
Product: alpha-(1,6)-fucosyltransferase
Exons: 13
Coding region: 246-1979 (577 amino acids)
Biological process (GO): protein N-linked glycosylation
Molecular function (GO): alpha-(1->6)-fucosyltransferase activity
Source: RefSeq, a predicted model, not a curated record